CCCCCUCAGCUCGCCUGGUGAGUGGCAGCCCCGGGGCCGCGCGGCCCCCUCCUCGGCUCAGUCGGGGCAGGCUACGGAGGCCGACAGGCGGCGGCGAUGAUGAUGGAGUCGGUGCGCGCCCAGCGGCUGCAGCCCGGGGUGGGGACGCUGCGCUCCCUGCGCCCCGGGCUUUUUUUUCCCCUGACUUCUGUAUCUUCAGUGAACGUUGUGGAAGCUCUUCAGGAGUUCUGGCAGAUGAAGCAGUCACGCGGUGCUGAUCUGAAAAACGGAGCCCUGGUGGUGUAUGAGAUGGUCCCUUCCAACAGCCCCCCUUAUGUCUGCUACGUCACCUUGCCUGGGGGGAGCUGCUUUGGUAGCUUCCAGUUCUGUCCGACCAAGGCUGAAGCCAGGAGGAGCGCUGCGAAGAUUGCACUAAUGAAUUCUGUCUUUAACGAGCACCCCUCCCGGAGGAUCACAGAUGAGUUCAUUGAGAAGAGUGUCUCGGAAGCCUUGGCAUCUUUCAACGGUAAUCGAGAAGAAGCCGAUAACCCGAACACUGGAAUUGGUGCUUUCCGUUUCAUGCUGGAAUCCAACAAGGGAAAAUCAAUGUUAGAGUUUCAGGAGCUGAUGACCGUCUUCCAGCUGUUGCAUUGGAAUGGCAGCCUCAAAGCCAUGCGAGAGAGGCAGUGCUCACGGCAGGAGGUGCUGGCUCACUAUUCACACCGUGCUCUGGACGACGACAUAAGGAACCAGAUGGCCAUGGACUGGGUGAACAGGGAGCAGAGCACCCCAGGAGCCCUUUCCAGAGAGCUGUCCUCGACGGAGAGGGAGCUGGAUGAAGCCCGACUAGCUGGGAAAGAGCUGCGUUUCCACAAGGAGAAGAAAGACAUCCUGAUGCUGGCGGCUGGCCAGCUGGGGAACAUGCACACCUCCAAUUGCUAGACGCUGCACGCAAACUGUUCAGCUUCCCCAUGCCUCCUAACAAUUCCACAUUGAAGGGAUCUGUACCGUAUCACUUAGGGCAUAUAGCUGCCUCUUUUUCCAGAGUCGUGGCCCAUUUGCACAUUUUUUAAAGAUGUUUUUAAAAGUUUCUGUACAGAUUUUUACACUUAGUACUAGCCUUUAGGUUACUUUUCAGAUUUCUAUCUGCUAAAGAAUUCCUUCUCUUUAAAAGUGCAUUUUUUUUUAAAAAAAUGCAGCCUUUCAGUGUUAACACUACUCUAAAGACCUCCGUUCAACCCAGGUACUGUACAGAUGACCGUAUUCAAUGGAAAUGUAGCAUUUCCCCAGGGAGAUCUGGAUUUGAAGAGAUCCAGAUGGCAUGUGACGCAAAACUGCCUUUCCUUCUGCUUUUGCAGUCUGAGGGGUUUGGUCAAACCCCUCUUUUUGAAAAGCACAGCACUUAGCAAUAUGUUCUGCUCCUUUGUACUAGAAUUCAUGCUCCAAUGGAGAGCACCUCAAAGCACACGCAUGGAAUUUCAGAUCUGGGAUUUUGAUUUUGCUCCAUUAUAGAAAUAUGGGGUCAGUCUGUAAAAUUGCCAUCUGCAUCUGAGAUCAGAUUUUAAAACUCCACUCCAAAAAGCAAGAUGUUUGGAUCUGUUUUGAGCUUCGAUCUUUUCUCUCUUGUACAGAAAGAGAAUCAGCUGCUGACACAUGUUCAAACUGCUUCCUUAAUACCAAAUUACAAGACUCUGGUGGUGUUCAAGGGAUUGGCUUUGGUAUUAAGGAAUUGGGCUCAGCUUUUUAAUUACGUCUGUACUAGAGAGAGCUCUGCAGUCCCCCUCUUGAAUCCCCUUUGGACUUUUAGGGGAUUUGACCCUAGCCCUGCAGGAGUGGAUGAGCUUGGAAUGGGCUGACUCGUAGGUGGUGCUAUGAAGUGGACAGUACACUUUCCUAGAAGUCAAGCAUCUUCAUAAGUUACUUAGUCUCACCUCGCCUAGGCUGGGGACGCCAGAGUUCUGAGGCUAUCCUACCACUGUCUGGUGUCAUGCUAUUGUCUCCAUGCUAGCAACCUGGCUUUGGGUUGCUUUUGAACACAAUGUCGGACUAAACCUUUUUCAGGAAGACCUAAUAAACACUUGCCAGAUAUUUAGAACUGGCUAAUGGAAACAUUGGGGGAACUGAUCCAGGUGUAUCACCAAAGGCCCUGUGUUUACUACCUUGUUGACCAGAAUUGUAUUGACCUCUUGAAGCAGAACCUGGAUCCAGCUGGUCCCCAGCAGUGGAAGGUCAGAUCUGGAUCCAAACCCUAUGGUUCAGCCUCAGCUACACUUGGUUUCUUUUGGCCAGCGUAAAGAGGUCUGAACCAAGUUAUAAACAGGGCUGCACCUAGUCUAUAGCACACUAACUUGUUUAUAAUAUGGGUCAGAUCCGUCUUGAGGAUGCCAAGAACAGUCUCCCUACAUGGUUUUACUCCCUAAAAGGUUUAGAUUACCCAUGCAAAAUAGAUAAUAGUAGGCUGCAAAGGGCUGCAUUUACUCUCCACUUUGGAACUUGCUCUGUUUGUUAUAGUGUUGAUUCCUGAAAUGUAAAUCUAUAUCUGCACUAUUUUUUUAAACUGAUAGAGCCCCGCACUUAGUAUAAAUACUAGCCCCGUAGUACAAGUAGCUUAAAAGCAUCCUUUCAAAUACCCAGCUGUGUCUGUCGUUCAGAUUUAGAGCAGAAAGGGGGGGAAUUGCUGGCUGCAGAAUAGCAGCACAAAAGGGAAACCCAAUCAAGAGACGAAAAACUGCAUUCCCAGCUCCUCUCUAGGGUCUGCUUAUCCCCGGGACUGACGCCGAGCUUUCCUAACAGGCUAGGCACUCCGUUGCGAACUGUUUCUUAGUUACCUGACUGCCCGAAGAGAGUUGAAAGAAAUCUCCGGGAGAGAAAUGUCGUGGAGAGAAAAACUGCAGCUUUGUGGAGAUGGGGGCAGUUGCGAGCACUGUUUUAAUCAGACCAUAUUUACUGAAGAUGUAAUCAAAGCACAACCAUAGAACUGUUUGAUUGUUGGCUUCUACACAGUUAGGUGGGCAGGGGAAGGAAGGGGUUAACAACACCUUGGGCACCCCUUACUACUUAUUGGCCCUCAAAUGAUUCCAAUCUGCUAAAUUCUCCUGUGCACAUAGAUGCCACUACAAUGCAAGCCAGGGAUUAAUUGCUCUGGUUAUAAACUGAAAACAUUUCACUGCUCGCACCAGGGGAAAAAUGGGAAGUCAUUCCAGCCCAGACCAUCCAAGUCCCUGGAUUUCUGAUCUUUGUGCAUCUCCGGGACAAAUCUAAUGGGCAUUAGGGAGCCCAUAUUUCAUAUUUUGCUGUGGGGCCUUAGCCCAAACUUGCACUUUGAUCAAAGAUCCAGAUCUGUUUGGUUCUGCUGAGUUGAAACAGAAUAUUAAUGCUCAAAAAGCAAAAUCGUAGCUUCUAAUAUUCCCAACAGGAAGUCAUACUCGAGUGUUUCCGGUUUACGGCAAUAACUAAUCUCUCAGAUCAUAACUACCAAACCUUUUUACCUUUUAUCUAGUGACUUGUCGAUUUUGUAAGCCUGCUGUGCAAGGCAUUUAUUUGAAAGGAUGUGGGACUCUUUAAUCUCGUAUCCUGCUUUGUGGGGGCUUGCUAAUGUCUGAUUAGUUUUGUAAAGGAAAAGUUACAGUAUUGGGCUCCCUCCAUUAAUAGCAAAUCUGAAUCUAUUUUUGUGGUGACAUAAAUGGCACGGGGAUUGAUGGAGUAGGAAGCCAUGGUACAGAAAGUAUCUGUCAGCUACGCCUACACUGUAAUGGGACCAGUUUUAAGCUUGCUCGUAGGUCAGUCAUCCAAGGCCGUUGUCAUAGACUCUUCCUUUACAAAGUAGGGGGAAAACUAAUGUUUUGUAAAACAGCCACGUGGUACGUUUUCUGUACUGUUUGAUUUGCAACAUGUAGUGUGCAAUGCAAUAGAUUUGCCUGUAAUUCAAACGAGAUGUCAGUCACGAUCUCUUGGCUUUUCCUCUAAUCAGCAUUGAAGAGGUAGGAGGCCUCAGGCGGUGGGGAAGCAGGGGGUAACAGUUGAGCACUUUGUACAGUAUUUUGUAUUCUCCGUUCACUAGUGUAGUUCAGGUUAAAUAGCCAGCUGGAGCACGUCUCCUAGACAGUGCAGUCUAACAAAGCAAUGAUUUGCUGGUGCACAAAAUAAUCUUCCUCAUAACACUUCAAAGCCUUUUCAUCAUAUAAUCCAGAAGAGCUGAUGGGAUCUCUUGUGGGAUCUUGAGUCAAAGACUGUCUUUAAAAAAAAAAGUAUUCUACCACUUUGGGAUCCUUGUGGAUCUCUUCUCACGUUGGCUCUUGGUGUCUCACUAAUUGAGACUAGUCUCUGAGGUCCCACUCCGAGAGCAGGAGCCUGCCACAGGUUUUGGUAUCUCCACAGAGAUCCCCUCUCGACCCCACUCCAUCUUUCUCAAGAAGCCUCUUGCGGAGGAUGUUUCAACUAGUAGCAUGUGGAUAUUGAAGCAAUGUUAUCACAAGAGGGAGAUCAAGAAGCAAUUGCAUUAUUCUUCGGCCUUCUAGUGUUGUAUUCCAGUCCUAACAAGCCCAUGUCUGAUGGUUUUUAUAUGUGUAUAUAUAUUUUUAUAUGCAGCCUUUUUACCUGAUAGUAUUAAUGUUUAAUGCAUUUAUAAACUUGAUUUGUAAAUGGUAUUUUUAGUUCUUGGGUUUUGUUUUUUGGUUUUCAGGUUGGUUUCUUGGUUUCUGGACCGUUACUAAGACACUUAAUCAUUUCCUUUCUCUAGAUACAGCACAGAGUCUUAACUUUCUGCAAACAUUUCCACUUGUGGGUAGCGUUAAAAUAAAUCAGGUGACACUGACUUGUCUAAGGAUCUAAUCCUGCAGAUGCUUAAGACCUUGAGUACCUUCACAUGAGAAAGGUGACGUUCACAGCAUUGGAACCCGAAGUGUGUAUCUCCAGAAAUGUUACUUCCAGUUUCUUCUUUAUUUUAAGGCCACCUAUACGUAAAAUGCUACAGCGGCGGUGCUUCAGUAGACACUUAUUACAACGAUGGGAGGGGCACUCCCAUUCUGUAGGUUAUCCACCUCCCUGAGCGGCAGUAGCUAGGUUAACGGAAGUAUUUUUCUGUCAACCUCCCGGUGUCUACACCAGGGGUUAGGCUGGCUUAACUACAUCACUCAGGGGUGUGGGUUUUUCACACCCCUUACAUGUAGUGAUGCUGAUCUAACUUUCCAGUGCAGAGCAGCCCACAAUCAAAUUACUUUUUGAAUUAUGGACCGGAUUGUACCACUUUGGCAGAGCAAGGUGGCCAAAUCUAGCCCUAACUGAGAAUUAACCCGUCAUGGGGAAGUUCUCACUUAGCCAGCUCUUGUGCUGACUGGCCACCACACUCCUUGUCCUGGUGCUGGGGUCAGGAUGGAGUGCAGUUGUGUAUAAGCCAUAAAGACCUGGGCCAAUAGACAUAAAUUAGAGCAGCCCCAUAGCUGCUCUAAUGUGUCAGUGGGCCAGAGCUGGCACAAUUCCUCCAUGACUCUCCUGGAGGCAUAAGAUGCUCCCUGAGUUGGACACCUUCCUCCCACAUUGCUUGGUGCAGGGCAGAAUCUGGGCCUAGACCUCAGUUCAUCCAUGUUGGAUUUUAUUUUAUGUUUAAAUUGGCUAAUCUGAAUUAGUAUUAACCCUACUGCUGACACAGGGUGGUGCUGCAGAAAUCAAACUGCAUUAGAAAUGUCCUCACUUAUCCAUACAUGGGCUGCGUUCCCUGUGACAGCUGAAUAAUCAAACUCGUCCCCUUCUGAAGUCUGGCACUUCAGCUCCCAGCAAGCACUGGAAGCUUCUUAGGGCCUGUCUGCUCCUCAUUUCGGUGCUAAUUACAGAUCUUUCCAAGGUGUAUUUAUUUGCUUAUGUGAGACCCUAAUGGUUCUCCACUAAAACAGAAAUGCUAACUCUAUUCAAUCAUCAGCACAGUGUUAUACUCUGAAUCGUAAGGGAUACGUUUCAGGUGCUUUUUGGUGCCAAAAACGGCAGCAAACAUAAGCUUUGAAACAAAGGAUUGAAACAAAACAACCUAUUUGUCAGAGGGUGGAGAUGGAUGGCAGGAGCGAGAUCACUUGAUCAUUGCCUGUUAGGUUCACUCCCUCUGGGGCACCUGGCAUUGGCCACUGUCGGCAGAUAAGGUACUGGGCUGGAUGGACCCUUGGUCUGACCCCGUAUGGCCGUUCUUAUGUUCUUAACAUAACCUUUUAAGGAUUACAUGGUUUCUGUGAUCAAAGGCUAGUUCUCUUUAAUGGGACUUCUUUGCAGUAGGAGAGGCAUAUCAAGACUUCACACACAGCAGUUUGUUUUAAAAGGAUGAUAUGUUAGCGUAUAUCAGCCUUCUCCAAUUCCAUUAAUCCAUUCACACAGUGAAUCUUCCUCUAGGCGUGUUAAACAUCCCUAGUUUCCUUGCCUGGGUUAAGGUUUGGAAAGGUCUGGGCAGGCUCUCAGACUUUCAUGACCGUUGUGGAGGUAGUUUUUUAUAUUUAUAUAAUAAAAUCUGUCUUUAUAAGUAGAGCCACACCAGAGGAUUUGCCUGUUUCUGCUAAGCUAGCGCUCUGGCAUCUCAUUGUAGACACUCCACGACCUGAUGCAGAGCUAUGGGACGUUGCCUCAUGCCUUUUUCUACUGGGAAGAGGAUUUCCUGGGCAGGACCCAGUUUAGCUUUAUUAUAAAUAGCAUCAAGUGUCUAUCUGUGUCUUUCCCGCGUCCCUGCUCCCCCCCCCCCUUCUAAUCACAAGUUGUCUUGAAACCUCUAUCCCCCAUGAGCUUCAAGGGGGAAGUUUGGCUGUCGAUCUAAUCCGUAGUACCAGCAUUAUUAAUAUCCUGGCUUCCUAAGCAUCCAAUGUCUCUUCUUUCCUGCCUUCAUGCUGUAUAUUCCGAAUCAAACACUACAGUAAGAUAAAUCACCUUUCACAUGCUGUCUCUGCCUUUGUUCCAUUAUAUCAUAUAAUGUUCAGUAUUUCACAUGCAUUUUGUAUGUAUAAUUUUAUACAAUAAAAUAGAUUUUUUGAGGA
This is a messenger RNA of Chrysemys picta bellii (western painted turtle), 6983 nucleotides long. Lineage: Eukaryota; Metazoa; Chordata; Testudines; Emydidae. The record is from RefSeq and is a predicted model, not a curated record.